Molecule: messenger RNA, 941 nt
Organism: Raphanus sativus (radish)
Lineage: Eukaryota; Viridiplantae; Streptophyta; Magnoliopsida; Brassicales; Brassicaceae
Product: CLAVATA3/ESR (CLE)-related protein 25
Exons: 3
Coding region: 163-468 (101 amino acids)
Source: RefSeq, a predicted model, not a curated record
GUGGACACCAACCUAUGUAUGUUUUUUGCUUUUGUGUGCUUCAUUUUUAAAUAGACCCAAUCACGGAUCUGUCUUUCCAAGGUUUACAAAAGCAACCUAAAUGCUUGUUCUGUCUAUAUCUCUCUCUCUAUUUAUGUGACAGUCACUUCACCAAAAUCAUGGAUGUUCUGCUCAGUUUAUUCUUGGGUCUGGUUGCUCAGCUGUAGGGACAUAAGUUGCAGUAUGGGUGGAAAUGGCAUUAUAGCUUUGGUUAGAGCUUUUGUGUCUCUUGUUAUCAUUGUGUUUCUUCUUGUUGGUAUCUUGGCAAACGCUGCACCGAGUGUUCCAUCAACAGAAAAGGUCAAGAGUUUGCGGUUUAGUGGUGAGGAUGUGAAUCUGUUUCAUGUGAGCAACCGAAAAGUUCCAAAUGGAGCUGAUCCUAUCCACAACAGGAAAGCAGAAACUUCGAGACGGCCACCACGAGUAUGAUCUAGCUCCAAUAUAUACGACGUAUAACAUAGUGGAUGAUAACUUCAGAUUCACGUCAAGAAGCUACUUUUUUCUUCUGGGGCAGUCCAUAUCUUCAGAUUCAGAUAUAUGCUGUGAACUCAUAGCUUGUGAAGCCAUGCUCUGUUUUCCAAAGAUGAAGUCUCUUCAUGCUUUGUAGCAUUUUGGAAGGUGAAGUCUUGCUCUCUUUUUCUUUUUGGAAACAAUGUGUCUGGAGAUUACAAACUUUUAAAAGUAAAAGUGUAGAGAGAACAUUGAUGCAGAUAUUAAGACUUUUUUAAGGACUUUGCAGGGUUUUUGUAAUAAAAUUUGUAUUGAUUAUAGGCUUGUGUCUUUAUCCAACUCUCAUAGUUCUUUCUUUAUUUUUGUCUUUUCUUUAUUUAAGUUUAAAGUCUGCUUUUGUGUUUCCUCUGCUAAAGCAAACCAUUAAACUAAAUUGCUCUGUUUUCAAAAAC